Molecule: messenger RNA, 1377 nt
Organism: Saccostrea cuccullata (small rock oyster)
Lineage: Eukaryota; Metazoa; Mollusca; Bivalvia; Ostreida; Ostreidae
Product: neurotrypsin-like
Exons: 10
Cellular component (GO): membrane
Molecular function (GO): calcium ion binding
Source: RefSeq, a predicted model, not a curated record
UCAGAUAUCGACGAAUGUGAAAAUGGUCCUUGUAAGAACAAUGCAUCCUGUUUAGACGGAAUAGAUACCUACAAAUGUCAAUGUUAUCCGGGAUUUUAUGGGGAAAACUGCACGGAAAGGAAUUUGGUGAGACUAAUGGAUGGGAGUACUCCAUAUGAAGGGCGCGUGGAGAUCUUCAAUGAUGGAGUCUGGGGAACCGUGUGUGACGAUCACUGGGAUGACAAAGACGCGGCGGUUGUUUGUGGAAUGCUGGGAUACUCAAGAAAUAAUGCAAAAGGACUGUGUUGUGAAGUAUAUGGCAAAGGAGGGCCUCAGAUAUGGCUGGAUAACGUCGAAUGCCUGGGGACUGAACAAGAUAUUUUCCACUGCCAACACAUAGGAUGGGGAAAUCAUAACUGUGACAACCAUGAAGAUGCAGCGGUUGUAUGCUCAUCAAAUGAUAAGCCUAUAAGACUUGUUGGCGGGCAAAGUCAAUAUGAAGGAAGACUUGAGAUUUAUUACAAUGGAGAAUGGGGAACUGUCUGUGAUGACUACUGGGAUGAGAAAGAUACUGCCAUGGUCUGUCAGUCACUGGGAUUUUCAUCAAAAAAUGCAGUUAGUAUGUGUUGUGCUCGGUUUGGAGAAGGAACAGGUCCCAUACUUUUGGACGAUGUGGAUUGCUUGGGAAGUGAGACAGAUAUCGGACAAUGCAAACACAGAGGAUGGAAGGUCCAUAAUUGUCAACAUUUAGAAGAUGUGUCUAUUAGAUGUUCACCUAAAGAAGAUCCAUCAACAAAUUUUUCUACGACACUGACAACAAACCCAAGGGAAUCAACAUUGCAGUCAACAACUCCUUCUCCUGCAACAACAAUAACAACAACACCAAUAAUGAUAACAACAAAGGAUAGUGAUACAACUUCUAUUACCGAAAUUUCCAACAAAACAAUUCGACUUAUUGGAGGAGCUACUCCCUAUGAGGGCAGAGUUGAAGUUUACUACAACGGGGAAUGGGGAACAAUUUGUGAUGAUGGUUUAGAAAACAGUGGUCAAGGGAAUUGGAAUAACUCUUUUUCUAAAGUGAUAUGCCGAUCUUGGGAUAUUCCUCGUACAUCGUCAAUAUGUACACAAUUACCAACGACACAGAUCACAGGAGAGACCACCACACCAAUGACAAGCACGAGGGUUCGUCUUGUUGGGGGGAGCAGUCCUUAUGAGGGCAGAGUGGAGGUGUAUUACAAUGGAGCAUGGGGGACAAUUUGUGAUGACUAUUAUUUAUUUAAUGCUGGUGGAUCGAAUAACAGUUUCUCCAAAAUAUUUCAGAGUGUGUACAUAUCGGCUGGGGCAACCAUAACUGUGGACAUCAAGAGGAUGUUUCUGUCAAUUGUCUACCAGAGAAGG